Molecule: messenger RNA, 2388 nt
Organism: Adineta steineri
Lineage: Eukaryota; Metazoa; Rotifera; Eurotatoria; Adinetida; Adinetidae
Source: the annotation of a GenBank genome assembly
AUGCCGGAUCAGUUAAGAAUAUCGUUACAUCAUAUUAGUCCUUUAAUCAAUGAUCCAACACGGAGUCGUUUCCCUCCAAAUACUUUAGUUUCAACUAUAUUUAAAGAAAUGAUGGUGGAAGAAUGGAAUGUAUCCUCGUCAUAUAAGGACUUUUACGAAUCAUGUGCACCGAUCUAUUGUACAUAUUCUGAAAAAAUGCGUACAAAUACUAUUGUGGGAAUAAUUUUAACAUUGAUGUCUGUGAUUGGUGGACUUAUUGUCUCACUACGUCUUAUCACACCGUAUCUUGUUCAGUUCUUCUUUUACUUAUGGGCAAAGACCAGCGAAAGACAUCAGAACCAACAACAAGACGAACAAGUUCAUGGAAACUGGUGCGAUCGAUUCAAAAUGACUAUGAGAAAUGUGAUCAAACUUUUGCAUAGCACUCUCAUCAAUCUAAACAUAUUUUCGUUGAGUGAUAUUGGUAGUACUCUUGAUCCGAUAAAAGCUAAACGUCUUGGUCAAUGGGCAACUCGUCUGUACAUUGCUUUAUUCAUCGGUGGUCUUAGUAUUCUCACUGUAUAUAACCUAAUUCAACCACAAAUGAUGACGAAAACGUUUAAUAAACCGCCUUUCAAUGUUUACAAGAAUCUGAAAAAGCUUUAUGGCGACGAAUUAAAAUGUCCAUGUUCAGUAAUUGCAACGGUAUAUAGCCAAUUUAUAGAAAUUGAGCCAACAUUUCAUAAGAUCUGCUCGAGUCCAUUCGCAUCGGAGGAAUGGCGAAUUGGUCUUACAGCUGGUCUUGUUUCUAAUUUGUCUAUUUAUGCACGAAAAGACUAUCGUCGUUUUCUUUCCCCUCAUUUACAAUUUCUUCAAGGAUUAUGCCAAUUUUCCAUGAAUGCAACAUACAAUUCAGUCAAUCAAUUUCUUACCUCAUUACUUGUCACUUCUGAACUUCUUUCAGAAACAAAUUUUCAUCAAAAGCUUGAAUUGUUGAUCGAACAGAGUAAAUCGAAUGCUCCUACAACCUUCCGUCAACUUCUCUUCUUAAUUCGAACUAUCAAUCAUGGAAAUGCUUUCAUGUCAACAUAUGGAACAAAUUUCGAAUACAUUGUACCCAAAGAUAGAUCUUAUGAAUCUUAUGCACCAACUCGAGCGCUAAUCUAUGAUGAUGCAUGUUCUUGUGGAUUAUGCUCAAAUUGUACAACUCAAGCAAGUUUUAUGACAUUCAAUUCUUCUGGAAUAAUUCCAAUAAAAGGUUUAAAAAUAGGAUGUACACCAACACCAAUUUGCAAAUCAAAAUUUCGGUCGAUAUCGAUGAACACAUCUAAUUUUGGUCUUGUUUCACCCGCAUUUGUUUUUGCUGAUUUUAACAAUGAUAAUCGACUUGAUCUUGUGAUUUAUUCUGCAUUCCGCAAUACUUUUAAUCUGCUAGUUGGCAAUGGUGAUGGAGGUUUUGGAGCAGAGAAUAUUUUUUCAAUAAAAAAUUUUAGUUUCUUGGCUCAUAUUGGUGUUGGUGACUUCAAUAACGAUAACCGAUCUGAUCUCGUUUUGACCAGUAGAACCCAUCUUGGUAUUCUCGUAGGAAAUGGCAAUGGAACGUUUGGAGGAUUGAAUACACUGUCGCUGGGAGCGAAAUGUACGCUAGAGGACAUCACUGUAGCCAAUUUCAAUCAUGACAAUUACUCAGAUAUCGCUGUCGUUAGUAUGAGGAAUAAUAAUAUUUGUGUAUUUCUUGGAAAGGGCAACGGCACUCUUUCAUUGCCAUUUAUGUUUUCUACUGGACAUAAUAGUGAGCCUCGAUCAUUAAAUGUCGGUGAUUUUAACAGUGAUGGUCACUUAGAUAUUGCUGUAACUAAUAAUAAUGCUGUGAAUGUUGGUGUAUUUAUUGGAUGCGGUAACGGAACUUUUGAAGUACAGAAACAAUCUUUUACCAUCAUUGGUUCUAAUCCGAUUAAUCUAGCAGUCGGUGAUUUUGAUGGUGACACUCAUCCAGAUAUUGUUACCUCUAAUGAUGAUGAGAACAUUAUUUGUAUCUUAUCUGGAUAUAGUAAUGGGAUUUUUGAUGUCAGACAAAAGUUUUUUAUAAAAUCUGUUUCGACAACACCUUCGGUUGCUGUAGGUGACUUUAACUGUGAUGGCCAUUUAGACAUCGUUGUUGGAACGACUGAUCCAUAUAGCAUAGAUGUACUACUCGGAUAUGGAGAUGUUCAUUUUGAUACGCAAACAAUAUUUUCGACUCAGCUGGAGUAUAGAGACAUUAAGGUCGUUGUUCAUGAUUUUAAUGGUGAUACUUAUCAAGAUCUAGCUGUUAUGUAUCUUCACACUAAUACUAUAGAUAUUCGUCUAAACAUAUGCGAAUGUUGCCCACGCGAAAUUCUCAAGAAAAACAACUCCAGUCUCCAAUAA